Molecule: messenger RNA, 3350 nt
Organism: Cylas formicarius (sweet potato weevil)
Lineage: Eukaryota; Metazoa; Arthropoda; Insecta; Coleoptera; Brentidae
Product: coiled-coil domain-containing protein 42 homolog
Exons: 7
Coding region: 170-1180 (336 amino acids)
Source: RefSeq, a predicted model, not a curated record
UCUUUCGGUGUCAUUAUUAGAAUUACUUUGUGCGGUUUAUAUUAAGAAAAUAGAAUUUUGAAGAUGUCCAAGACGAACGUUAUAGACGACUAUAAAUAUAAAUGUUAAAUAUUGUUGUUACCUAGAGACAAACGUUUUAUUGACAAAACAUUAAUUUGUGUUUAUUAAAAUGGAAUCGAGAGUUAUAAAGCCGUCCUACGAGAAAAUACACUUUCCCAAGCGUAUCAACCACGAAUAUACCGGUGAACACUUCGCCUCCAAGGCACAGACCAAUACUUUGAGGAAACCAGACAGCGGAGAUGCAAUCGAUCGGAGCGUAGAAAUCACCCACUAUCUCGCUCAGCAGCGUCUCGAUAAAACGAUGAAUAAAUUAAACCAAACUCGCAAAACAGCGCAAGAAAAACGAAGAUCCUUAGAUGAACAGUGGGAAGAUUUAAACGAGAAAGAAAACAACCUUAGGCAGAAUUUUAUUAGAUUUAGCCAGUUUAUACAGGAAAACAAGGAGAAAAAAGAGCGAGCGAAAAACAAAAUCGUGGAACAAAAUCGAUUGCGAAAUGAGAGGGAUUUGAAGAUUAAAGAAUUACGGCAAAAAUGUGAAGAAAUUGCUCGAGUAAAAACGGCGAUGGAUAAAAAUAUUGCUUCGUACAAAAUUUACGAGAAUUUUUUGGCCCGCGUUGUUGAAUACGAACCUUCGAUGCAAAAUGUUACCGAUCUUCUGCAGCGGUUUGAGGCUUUAUUAACCGCUAAGCACGAGUUAAACGCCAUUCAGCAAAGAGACAUGAUCAAAUUAGAGAAAGCUAAAUCAAAUUUGAAACAAAUUACAGACUCUUACAUCAACAACAUUAACACAAUACUCAAUAAGAUUACAACUCUGGAAGAACGACACGAGAUGGCGCAGUUCGUAACUCGCAAGUGGGGUAGGUUGCAUCACUUUGUCAUGGGGAUGACCACAGAUAAAAUGUCGGAACUGGUCGCCAUCAAAGAGAUUUGCGAAAAAAUGUAUUUGGAAAUUUGCGACAGAAAAAACGUCGAUGCUGUCCACGCGGGAAAUGUCGAACAGCAAUUGUUUGUUAUCAAACAAGCCGUCGGCGAAUACGAGAUGAUCAACAAAAUUGCGAGAGAAAAAGAGGAGAAGGAAUUGAAAAAUUCCAUGGAGCCUAACGUGUCAAUGAUGGCAUAAGGAUGUCUGUUCGUUACGCACGUUGGCCAUUAUUCUGGGCUAUGAUAAUUUUGUCGGUUGCAAUGCGGAACAGUUGUGUGGAAGAUUUGCCAAACCAUGCUCGAAGAUUGGCCAGCCAAGAGAGUCUCUUGCGUCCUGGCGCUCUUCCUGGAAUUGUUCCCUGAAGGAUACACUAGAGUAAUUCAUAUCUUAUUUUGUUUCUCCUGAUGUGACCCAGGAAUUGAAGUUUUCAGCAUUUGACGAUGUUGACCAUUUCCAUGGAAGUUUUAAUUCUCCGUAACACUUCUUCAUUAGUAACAUUCAGCAUUCAAAGGCCAUGUCUCCACACUAUACAGAAAAACCGAGUAAAGGUAACACUUUAGGAGUUUUUCUUUAUUUCCAAUGAAAGGUUGGGGCUUUUGAUUACUUGACCCGUGACUAAGAAAGCACUUUUAGCCUUUCGAAUUCUGCACCGGAUCUGUUGAGAAUUGCCCCACGAUUAAUUAGAGUUCCCAGGUAGUUGUGAGACUGGAUUCUUGUUUGGUUUAUGUAUAGAUUUGCUCCAUUUAUGUAUUUAUUACUAUUAUCACAAGUUUGGUUUUACCAGUGUUUAUAUCAAGUUCUUCUCUGUACCUUUGUCCAUUAGCUUUUGCUAUUGUAUCCGCGAAUACUAGUGUAUCAACUGCGUAUCGCAGGUUAUUAAGUUUGAGACCAUUUAUAGAGACACCUUCAUCUAUAUCUUUUAGUGCUCCUCUAAAGGUGCCAUCCGAAUAAGGACUGAAGAUCAGGGGUGGAAUGAUACAUCCCUGUCUAACACCUCGCAAAAUCUCAACCUUUUUUUCCGUCCAUACCGGUUUCCUUCAGGGCAUCUAUCAUUAGGUGAUGUCUAACACGGUCAAACGCUUUCCUAUAGUCCAUUAGACAUGCAAAAAUAUCACAGCUCACGUCCCUACAUUUUUGAAAUAAAACUUGCACACUGAAUAAGGCCUAUGGCUUUCACAAAUCCAAACUGAUUUGGCGCUAUUUGUUCUUCGCAUAUUCGAUAGUUCCUGUUAUGAAUGACCUUUAGAAAUAGUUUCAACAAAUGACUCAUCAGGCUAAUAGUACGGUAGUCGCCACAGAUCUUCGCGCGGGAUUUCUUUGGAAAUUAUAAAUUCAGAUUUUAGCCAUUUGUCCGGUAUUACUCCUGGAAUGGAGUUGAAAAUUCUUGUAACUGUUUUGAUUUGGUCCUUCUCAAGUAGCUUAAGCAGGUUUGACGGCACUUCAUCUAGACCUGGUGCUUUCCCAUCCUUCACUUAUUGGAUGGCUGAAGAAAAUUCGUCUGGGAGUAUUUCAGUUCCUGAGUCGAUUUCAAUGAUAAGUUCUUGCUUUGCUCUGAUGCUGUGGAAUAGUUCUUUCAAGUAUUUUUUUCAUUCGAUCUUUGCUGAUGACAAAUUACCAUCCUGAUCUAUUAUCUUAUUGUAUUUGUUAUUUGUGAUUUUUUCAGCAACUUCUUUUAUUUUGCGGUAUACAUUGAAGUUAUCGUAUUGAUUUUGGUAGUGUUCUAUUUCUUGGCAUUGUUCUUUUUCUUUGGCUUCUCGUAUCUUACUUCUGAUGAUGGUGUGGAUCAUUUCGCUCCAUAAGCUCCAGAAUUUCAUUAGUCAUAACAAUAGGUAAAACCAUACAGCUAGUUCACUUGGUAGAACAAAUAUUGGUCCUUCUACGGUAAAAAUUAAUGCGCCGCAGCCGGCAUUAUUUUCGUAGAGAAAGUUAUGAUUUUCCGCGCAUGCCUCUACAUUUCAGCCACUCAGCGCGAUAUCCACUCACUUAACUAUUUUCCCUAAGAGGUUUAGACGUAUUUUGGCAAAAUACUGCAGAGAAAAAAGUUAUAUGAAAUCAAUUAAUUUAAUUUAUUCAUUGGGUCACUCCAUAGUCAUUUUGCCCUAAUGGGGUUUUGUUGCUCUACAGGUUUGUGAAAUAGACUUAAAAAAAAAUCAAAUAUGAUACGCUCUAUCGGAGAGGCGCUAAAAAUUAGUUUUAGGUUAAGUGCCUAAAUUCAGAAUUCUUUUAAACGCGGGUCGUUUUUAAAACGAUUUCGGGAAGAAUCUCAAAGUAAUGUUCGCGUGAACAUCCAUUUCCAACCCGCACAAACCCCUAAUGUUUUUUUCAAACUUACCUAGGUGAAGAAUUCCAUAUGGAACAUAUACACGCA